AUGGGUGUAAUCCCGCUCGUUUCUGUGACGGCAUUCUGGCUGUUCAUCGGCGCCGGUGGUCCGUUUCUUGUCCGAAGAGGACCUAAUCAGGGUUUGGAGAUUUUUUACUUUUACGAAGUCACUUUUGGAGUUUUUUCACAGAUGGUGUCUCACUACUUCCUAUUCUGUUUCAGGAACCAUUCGAAUCAUGAUUAUAAUGACGGCUGUAUGUUGUUGGCUAAUGUGGAUCAUGGUACAAUUUUUCAUACUGUAGAAAAAGGGUUGAUUUUAUCACUUCAGAUCUACCUGCAUCAGCUGAAUCCACUGAUUGGACCUCAAAUCAAUGUGCGAACAGCUCUCUGGAUAUCAGAAAAAUGGGGUGACUCGAAUAAUUCGAUUCCUGAACAGUAG
Molecule: messenger RNA, 390 nt
Organism: Cylicostephanus goldi
Lineage: Eukaryota; Metazoa; Nematoda; Chromadorea; Rhabditida; Strongylidae
Source: the annotation of a GenBank genome assembly